AUGGCCCUCGACUUCAACUACACCUUCGGCCCCGAGGCUCACUACCUCCGCAGGCGGCGCAUCCUCGAGGUUCACCCUGAAGUCAGCCUUCUCAUGGAAAAGUCCUGGUUCGGCUACCUGACCUAUCCCCUGCUCUGCGCGCUAGUGCUGGGCGUGCAGCUGGGGUGCGCGUGGCUGGUACGGGACGCCGCCUGGUACGUGCUGCUGGGAGUGGCCUACUGCGUGGGGGGCACAAUAAACCACACCCAGUUCGUGCUGAUGCACGACCUCACGCACUUCACGGCCUUCGAGUCGAUCACAAUGAACAAGCUCUGGGCAAUUUUCGUCAACAUGCCGACCGGGAUCCCUUCAGCGAUCGCCUUCGGGAAACACCACGCCGACCACCACCGCUACCUGGGGGUGAAGGGGCUGGACCCCGACAUCGCGACGGAGGGCGAGGUGCAGCUGGUCGAGCGCAGCUGGGUCAAGAAGCUGCUCUUCGGGACCUUCCUGUUCGUGCCCUACGGGCUGCGGCCCCUGUUCGUGCACCCCAAACCCCCCUGCGCGCUUGAAGUGCUGAACAUAGUGACCGCCUUGGGGUUCGACUUGUGCGUGGGUCUGACCCUGGGGGUGCAGGCGGCUUGCUACAUCGUCCUGAGCACGCUCAUCUCGAUGUCGGUGCUGCACCCCUGCACUCUCCACAUCCUGGCCGAGCAUUACGAGUACGUCCCCGGCAUGGACACAUUCGACUACCUGGGUCCCCUCAACUACCCCAACCUGAACAUGGGCUACCACAUCGAGCACCACGACUUCCCGAUGAUCCCGUGGUUCAACCUGCCCCGGCUGCGGGCGGCAGCCCCUGAGUUCUACGAGCCCUUUCCGGUGCACACGUCCUACCUGCGGAUGCUGUUGCGGUUUGUGUUUGACCGGGGCAUCGCCCUCUGCACCCGUACCGUCAGAAAGCAGCCCCUGCAGAUGUGA
Molecule: messenger RNA, 960 nt
Organism: Hippocampus zosterae (dwarf seahorse)
Lineage: Eukaryota; Metazoa; Chordata; Actinopteri; Syngnathiformes; Syngnathidae
Product: sphingolipid delta(4)-desaturase/C4-monooxygenase DES2-like
Exons: 1
Coding region: 1-960 (319 amino acids)
Biological process (GO): ceramide biosynthetic process
Molecular function (GO): sphingolipid delta-4 desaturase activity
Source: RefSeq, a predicted model, not a curated record